AUGAUUACAACAUUAGACUCCAACGAAGAAGAUUUGACAUUAUACAAACAAAUAUUACGAAAACAGAAAGAACUUUAUUCAGUUGAGCAGAUUUUAAAUGGUCAACAUUUGAAUCUAUUAGAAGAUAGAUAUACGCCUAAAGCAUACUCAAGUGCUGGCUAUUUUUAUAGACAUAAAACAGUUACAGCGACGUCAGCAAAAACUGGAUUUAAAAAAAGUUUAUCAAAGAGCGGCGACGCUUCAAAUGAUCUACUAAUAACCAUGUUCAGUGAAUCAAUGGAACAUUUGGAUCUAAUUGAACAGCAAACGCUCACAUCCGUUUCUGAUGAAUGGAAAGAAUUUGAAAAAAUUAAUUAUACAUUUUCACAACCAACACCACUACCAUCAACAGCAAGUACUAGUAGUAAUCAACAGCAAGUAGACACAACACUCUCUUUAUCAGAUAAAGAUAAAGUUGAUUCACUUAUCAAACAACCCAAACUACCAGUGAAAACAGUCGUCAAACGUACAACAACAAACCUUCAACAAAAAUCUAAAGCGGGCAAAAGAAACACAGCUGCAAAGUCGUUAGAAGAUUCAAAAACUACAGUAAUAAAGAAAAACAAAGUAGCAACACCAAGGCAGAGCAUGAACAAAAAGUCGGGGCCAAAAGCAUUAAUGGCUGUUCACAACUAA
Didymodactylos carnosus is the source of this 675-nucleotide messenger RNA. The record is from the annotation of a GenBank genome assembly. Lineage: Eukaryota; Metazoa; Rotifera; Eurotatoria; Philodinida; Philodinidae.